Cricetulus griseus (Chinese hamster) is the source of this 4017-nucleotide messenger RNA. The record is from RefSeq and is a predicted model, not a curated record. Lineage: Eukaryota; Metazoa; Chordata; Mammalia; Rodentia; Cricetidae.
CCUUGCUGGAAUGGAUGCCCAUGUGGACAGUUGUGCCAUUAGCCUUUUUUGGCGGCACCUUUCAGUGUGGAUGACACAUUUCUUUCUAUACACCUGGAACACCUUGCCAAUCUGCUGCCUUUGCAGUGUCCUCAGACAACCUGAACUUCAUCAUCUUUUCAAAUGUGCAAACAUUAAAGGGGCAUCACACUUGUGUUUCAGCUCUUCAGAACGAGGGGAAGACAUCAUCUUCCUAAAGGGAGAGGGUGCACUGAAAUGCUGUGUAUUUGCUUCUGUCAGAAGUCACAAAGGGACUGAGCUUCAUUUUGGUGGCAGCUGCUCCAGCAAUGGCUUCAAAGGCAAGAGCUAUUGUUUCCUAUUUAACAAGCCUCAGAGUAACCUCUGUUUUACCAAGGAGAGAAAACAGUCCAGGAUUUGCAUUGGGUCUUUGCAAGGUCACUACACAACAGAGGUCUGCUGUGUCACCGUGUUACUGCCCUAGGUGCCAUGUCCUGUCCUACCUUUGGAAGUUGAAUGGGCUAUUACAGUAAACCUUGGUUUGCAAAGCCCCUUCUCGGGUUUCCUCAGAUUAUCAAAUCUCUUAGAAACAGUGAGAUUCUCUACCAGACUAAGUAUUUAUACCUCUUUGGAUAGACAGUGAUGUGGCACGCAUACCAGCAGCACUGGAGAGGUUGAAGCAAGAGGAUUUUGAGUUCAAGGCCAGUCUAGCUCCACAAUGAGUCUCAGUCUCUAAAAUCCAAAACCCUUUCCAAAACCCUCUUUGGGGUUAUGUAACUGUCCCCUUAAAUGCAUGAACACUAUAUGCAAAUAGUUAAGAAAGCUGCCUGGGCUGCUCACUGCAGGGCUUCAUAUCAUCCCUGAGCUGUCAUCUGCCCAUCUGAGUAGCAGUUCCCUGGCUUUCUCUUCUAAGCUGUGAACUGAUCAUGUGUUAGAUGGAGCUGGUCUUUGGUGUAAGUGAAUUUGUGAGAACAGAACUCAAAGCCUCAGGGUCACCCGUAGGAGACCACUGAGACUGGAGAGGCAGUGCCCACUGGCUCUGCCCCCUGAUACCUCAAAACUCAGUUGGUGCUGAAAUGAUAGCUGUUAGGGAAAACUAUUCUCACAGCUUUGGGGGCCUGAGGCAGUGCCCCAAAAGUGUCAUGACAGACCUGAAGCCUGACUCUGGUGAACCUCAGGGGUGGUCUUUGCCAAUAACAUGAGAGAAGCUUGUUAAGUAAGUUCCUUUAAGUGGUUGAGGAAAGCAGGGCUCACUCAACACUAUUUCCCCUGGCUUCCACAUCCAUGGCCCAAAGAGAGUCUGGGAGUGUGGUGGAUGCAGGAGAGAGGGAGGAGAUUGCAGAGGGAGUGAUUAUUACGGGAAGGUGAUAAGAGCUAUAUCUGAACACCAUGGCUAGGCUGUGACAAGAAAGCAGAGAGGUGUAAAUGUCAGGUUGGGGGUGAGAAGCAAGGAAAUUGAAAGGAAAAGCCAGGGCCAGAAAUGGGCCGUCAUUGUCCUAUGGGCCACACUCUGGAACCUCAGCAUCACAGCUGCAGAAAGUUUCCCUGGCACUGUGAGGUGGAUUAGUAAAGUGCUUGCCUUGUAAGCAUGAGGACCUGAGUUCAGAUCAUCAGCACCCAUAGAAAAAGCUGGGUUGUUGGCCAGCACCGAAAAUCCCAGUUCUGGGGAGGUGGGGACAGGAGGGUUCCCAGGCUUGCUAGCUAGCCAGUCUUAAUCAGUAAGCACCAGGUUCAACAAGAGACCCUACCUCAAACAUGAAGGUGGGGGCCAGGAGGGGACUUGGUGGGGAAAAGCACUUGCUGCAACAAACCCGAACUAAGCUCAGAUUCCUAGAACCAACAUGAAAAACUGUAUGUAGUAUCACAUACAUGUAAUCAGUGUUCCUAAGACGAGAUGGGAGAAUAAUCCAGAAGUUCAUAGGACUGCUAAACUGCAUGCCAUUGCAAGUCAGCAGAGACAAGAGAGACACUGCUUCACACAAGGUAGAAGGUAAGACUUGACCCCCGAAAGUUGUCCUCUGGCCUCCAUAUGUGGGUAUGCAUGCACACAUACAUGCACACAACACAAAGGUGGAACACAAUUAAGGAAGAUGCCUACUGUGUUAAUCUCUGACAUCCAUAAGAACAUCAAAGAUCCCCUUCUGGGGUGGUGAUCCAUCGGACUGUCAGGCCUUGCUCAGCUAGCUAAUGUGUAGGUGUUAGGACAGCAAACCAAGUAUAGUGGGUCACAUCUGUAAUCUAGCACUUGAGAAGCUGAGGCAGGAGGAUUGCUAUAAAUUCAAUUCAAUCUGGCCUAUAUAGUGAGUUCCAGGUCUACAUGCAAGCCUUGUCUUAAAACAAAAAGAUGAUGAUAGCAGCUGCCAUCAUUGGGCCCAGGUUGGGAGGUUCUGCUAUGCCCCACGAGUGUUCCAGAAAGGGAUCCAAGACCUUGCACCCCAUUCCACCUGUCUUUCCUUGACCUAGUUUCCAAUGAGAAGGUGAACUCUUGGUAGCAGGGAGUUGAUGCCCCCCCACCUUACCCCCGGCCUUCCCACAGUGUUCCAAGUGUUGGUGUGCAGCGAACAGUUAAACAAAAAUAAAGGAGUUGAAGCGCAUAUCUGCCCCUGACCACUAAGUGACGCCAGUGAUGGCUGGAGAUGUUUUCCACGACCAGUCAAGACAGCUCCUCAAGAAGACAGUGCUGUACCUUAACUAAGAGUUGUACUGAAAGACGUGAAGCUAUUAAAGGUAUAGGCGGUAUGGUUAUUUCCACUUCACAAUAGAAGAAAGCAUCACCUGACCCAGCGCUCUUUCCACUGCCCCAACCCACGGGGCAGGUCUGCCUCCUGCCCAGUUAUGAUAGACCAGGCCCUCUAAGUGGUUCCACUGCUAGGAGACAGCUUCUCACUCCCUUCCCCAUCAUUCUCUCCCCAUUCUGGGCACAGAACAUUUCCAGGUUGCCCAGAGUGAGAUAUUUGCGAGGGAGCAGAGAGGUGCAAGCAAGGGUCAGAUGCCUCAAGACGGAGGAGGUGACAGAAUUCUUUUAUGGAAUUCCUCUGCUAGAUGAUGCCAAACACCCACGCUGCGAGGAGUGGGACUUUUUGCUCCACUUUAGCCUCAAAGGGAAGCUUUGAGAGCUGAUAUAACAUGAUGGCAGAAAGCUGGUGUCGGUGGCCAAGGAGGGUCUUGGGAGCCACCUUUGCUGUGGCGCAGUGCCACACUCCAGGUUGCACACGAACUCUGGUGGGUUUCUGCCAAAGCUCAAAAUAAGGCAGUGCCCACCCUGGUGGCUUUGGGGGUGGAGCCUGCAGAGGGCGGGGCUUUGGGGCAGGGCGAGCUCAGCGCCUCCAGCGGGCUCCUCUCCACUGUAGUUUAAAAGGCUGGAAGGCGGGCUUCGAGAACUAGUAUCUGAGUGCGGGAGAAGAGCCCGCUUGAAACAGCCAUGACCCGGCAGGCAGGGGGCUCUCGGCUGCUCUGCAGUCUCCUCCUCUUUGUGUUGUUCACUGCUGGCGUCGCCCCCUUCAAUUGGGAUCUCCCGGAGCCCCGCAACCGAGCCAGCAAGAUCCGAGUGCACCCCCGGGGCAACCUCUGGGCAACCGGUCAUUUCAUGGGCAAGAAGAGUCUGGAGCCCCCAGGCCUGUCGCUUGUGGGGACAGCACUUCCCAGCAUCCAGAGGGACCAGAGACUGCCGCUGAGUCAUGAUCUGUUCCGGAUCCUCCUGCUAAAGAAAGCCUUAGGCAUGAACCUCAGUGGCCCAGACUCCCCAAUUCAGGAGGCUGCUGGAGCCAAUACUGAAGAAGUGAUGCCAAUAAUGGGACCAACACAACAACAUGGCUUAGAAUGUGUCCAUCCAGGCAAGCUGCUGAAUGCAACCCCAGGAGUGGCCCCAUCUGGAUGUAAAUUCUAAGCUCCAGUGUGUUACUCCUUUGCUGAGAUUUCUGGUUGGGUCACCUGGAAUCUUGAUGAUGCAGACACAAAGUCUUUCCUGCUGUAGUUCUUGCUUCCCUGGUGAAGUUGUGAAUAAAAACCCUGCUCUUUACA